CAUCGAGUCCCGAUAAGUGCACAAACUUAAGACUUAAGGGAAAUGCUGACUGUUUGACUGAACGAAAAACACACAAAUAUCUAGAUGACAGUUUCCUUGAACGCAGUCUCACUUUUUUCAUCUGGUUGACGAAAAAUAACCUCGGUUGAGUUCCAAAAAGACUUUGGGGUGAAGAUAGAUGAAGAAUUUGCCAAUAUUUACCCAUUAUGGUUCACGGCCGCCGAGUCAACAACUUGUUCGAAAGUGCCUUGGCGAUAACGCGAGUCCCGAACCCCAUAACGAAGAGUCGAUUUACGUUCUGUUUAAUUCACAGUCCUUUAUUCGUUUCAAUCAGAAGGCUCGUACUUUGUAGCGAGGCAACGACGUGUUGGUUUUCGCGGGUAGGUUCGAGUUUUGUCCCGGCUUAAAUAAAACAAACCUAGCUAAAAAAACAAACAAACAAUUAGCCCCGUUGCGUGUUGAUGACGUCACUCGGGGAGUCUUGUCGGUGAACUCGACUCAUUUUUUUUCUUGCCCCUUUUUGGGUCAAGUGUUACUCUAUGAUAAAGCACGCGGCCCGGAUGACACAGAGAACGAGGAAGGUCCACUCCCACCCCCCCUCACCCUCUCUGUUGGAGCAUGGCUCAAGAGACCAAUCAGACCCAGGUGCCAAUGCUUUGCACGAUGGGAUGCGGUUUCUACGGUAACCCCCGCAACAACGGCAUGUGCUCGGUCUGCUACAAGGAACACCUACAGAGACAACAGGGAGGGGGGAGAUCCAGUCCCCCGGGGGAGAAAGCCGCAACAUCGCCGUCGGGGAUGCCGGGGCCCGCUGAUGUGGUUCCAGAGAGCGCAGCGCCCGGCAUGGAGGCGGCAGGGCGGACUUCACCCGACGAACCAACAUCCAGUGUCAGUCCUGGCUCUGCCAGUCCAGUCACUCAACAGAUGACGGCCAUGAGCAUCUCCCAGGACUCGGCGGCCGUCGACUCGGAUCGAGCCGAGGCUGACGAUGCCGAAGAGGAGGAAUCGUCCGGCACCUCGGAGCCAGCGGGAGAAGCCGCGCAAACCUCUGAUGGCGAGCAGACUCCUGAUAAGAACAAGAAAAAGAACCGCUGUUUUUCUUGCCGGAAGAAAGUUGGACUCACCGGUUUCGACUGCCGCUGCGGCAACCUCUUCUGUGCCAUCCACCGUUACUCCGACAAACAUGACUGUCCCUACGAUUACCGGAGCGCCGCCGCCGCCCGCAUACGCAAGGAGAACCCCAUCGUGGUGGCCGAGAAAAUCCAAAAGUUAUGAAGACUCGACGACGACCACCACCACCACCGCGAUGACGACGACGACACGCGCCACGCCUCUCGCUUGACAAUUGACAACAACGGUGACACCCGAUAUCACGGCUUCGUUCGUUCACGGCGAUUUUAAAAGCCGGGCGAGGGCGGGGGCCAGGCACUCGCAGCCACUGUUCAGACACUUUCCCCCCCUUACUAGCAUCUCCACUAGUGACUUGAGUCUUUUCUCGAUGAUUGUGUUUGUAUGCGAGUGUGUGCGUGUGUGGGAGAAGAGCAGCAGGGGCUCGGACAUGCUGCGGGGGACGGGAGGCGUUUAAAUUUCCUUGUUGUUGUUGUCGUCGGGGCGGGGCGGGGGGCGGGGGUGUCUUUAAUUUCUCAUCCCAUCCUUGUGAAAAAAAGAAGAACGGAUCAUGAGGUGGAUCGGCCACCAACCAGGGAGCUCAGCGAGACCUUGUUAAGGGCUUCGGAUUCUCUUCACUCGUAGAAAUGAUGUCAACUUCUCCGAUCAUUUUUUUUUAACCCCCCCCCCCCCCCCCCCCUCCAGCUUCACCGCCCUCUCCCGACCUUCUCAAUCACCACACUUUGGACUUUCCCAGCAUUUUCCAGCAGCGUCUCUCUUUGAUAUCUUGACUUGUAUUGGGUGCAUGAACGGGGAGGGCGGGGCUAACUUGACAUAACCGAGUGAUUGAAUAUGUUUUUUUUUUCUGUUUUAAUGAGCGUAUGACUUCAAAAGAUCUAUAUUAAUAUAUUGUAGUUAGCUUGUAUGAUUGCAUUCUAUUUAUUUUUUAUCAGUCUGGUGGGCCCGCCGGUGGAUGGGCAGCAUGUGUCGGGCAAAUCGUGCGCGAUUUGCACUCAUCUUGAUUAUUCAGUUUGUAGAACGGGAGGGGGCGGGGGCGCGGGGGGGGGCAGAUCUGACCAGUAAAGGCAAAACAAAAAACAAAAAAAAAAGUCAUUUGGGAUGGACUGAGCCUCUUUCACACAAAGCCCAAAAAUUUGUUCUCAACUCACGCCAAGUCGUUCAACUUAACACAAAAUCAAUUUUCGUUUUGUCUUCAUCUGCAACAUAGACAGCUGCGAUUACAAAAGUUCUCAAGCACUAACAGAACAUUCGGGAUGUUUGGCUUUUGGGACUUUCAGGAUCUUGAAAUUGCCUGAACCCGUAGAGGUGAACUUCCGCCUUGAGCUCAGCUUUUUUUUUGUCCAGCCGGCGGUUCUUCAAACAAGGAGCCGAAUGGCAAAAAUUGACAACCAUGAACACUUUGAAGGGCGACGACUUGCAUUCCUCACCCGUGAUUCUACUUUCAAGCGACAGCUACGGGGGGACUGGAAGUGUCACAGAAAGGCAUAGACGUGGACAUCCUUGGAAAGCUUCACGUCUUUGUUCAUUUUGCCGUUUAGUUUCUUGUUAGAGAACAGCAAAAAAAAAACAAAAACGUUGCAUUAACUCAAUUUAACCUGGGGAUGCAGAUUAUUUGAAUUGAUUAAUCUCUUAAUUAAUUAAUCUAAUCUUUUUUAACUCGAUGAAUGCAAUAUAAUAAUUUAAAUUAUUUUACUCGCAACUUGAAUUUUAUUUCAAAUUAAAAGCAAAAAUUUGACACACAUAAAUGGAUUGUGAUACAGUUACCGUUUGGUCCGUAACAACUCAGAAAAUGAGCAGACAUGACGUUUUUCGAAAGUAGAGGCUGAUAUUUGCAAAUGUUUUGUUCAUCCUGCUUUCAUGGAGAACUACAGGAAUUUGAGCAUAUUUAAUGUUUAGAAGCUGAAAAUCGGAAGAUUUGGCCUUUUUUUUGUGUGUGUGUGAAUUGAUGGCUCCGAACAAUGGAUUCAUCAGAAAGUUAUCAAUUCAUUGCUGCAUUUACAAAUUGAAAAUUCUGCCGACUAAAGUUCAGCUGUUGUAGUAAGAGAAAAAUAUUGCCACCACGUAAGAUUCAGCUAAAGUCAAAAACAUUGAUGGGAAAGGGUCGACGACAUAUUUUCAUGGAGUGAAAAGGACCGAAAGAAACUGCUUUGUUUUGUUCAGCAUCUGGGGCUUCUUUUCACUUGAAUUCUUAAAAGUCCUUAAAAAAUUUCAAGCCACUGGGUGAAGCACCAGCACACCACUGACACGCUGAAUGAAAACCGACCCGACUUACAAAAACAAAAGUGCUACAAAUGGGCAAAACUCACAAAACGUUAGCGACAGACUUUCAGAUGAACAUUUCAUAAGAAUCUAAAAUAUUUUUUUGUGCUCUUACUCUGAAAUUUUUUCCAUUCAAGCUCCUCGCCAGAGAACACCAACAUGUCCAAAAAAAGCAAUGCGGCAUUGAACAGUUGGCGAUGUCGAAAAUUCCAUUUUAAAAUCACCUCCAUAGGUUCUAGCGCAUUUACAGUUCAUCUGGACCCACCCCCCCCCACCCCCCUUCCCAACCCCACCAAAAGCCUAACAUGCCAAACGUUUUGUGAAUCGUGUCUGUGUGUGCUUGUAAGCCCAAAUCGACCCACUGCAACUGCUUCUCGAGAGCCAGAAACAAUAAUGAGAAUAUGCACGUGUGCUGCCUAACCUAUUUUCCGUUACAGUUUUGUCGCCACAAUGCCUAGCUUGCAAACCGGAGGUCCAAUUGAACAAGUGCACCCCCCCCCCCACCACCACCACCACCACCCUUCCUAAAUGUAAAUACAAUAUGACUCAUGUUCAUGUAAUUGCCGGACAGAAAAAGAUGUGAGGGUUCAAGGACUAGUGCAUUUAAGUGCUUUGCAAAAUAAUCCAGUUCCAAGGAUUUUUCUCCUGCAGGCCGCGCCGUAUUCGUAGUAUGACACCGUAUCCUCCAUCCAGGCUUUUAUUUUUUAUUCCAUUUGUAGCAUAGUGCUGUUACUGCCGUUUGAAGAGAUGGAAAAAGUGAUUUUCUUUUUUUACUUGGGGGGGGGGGUGCAGUUCUUCUACGCUAAAUAACAUUUAAGGGACCAGCGCAAUCUGCUAUUGUUGGAUGACAGGCCUUUUGUUAGCAAUCCCAAGCAAAGUGUCAUGUCGACAUUUGGAUUCCUCUCGAGGUCAAAGUUAAGAUUUAGGUAGCGCUUUCAACCGUGGUGGAUGAUUUCUCUUUUCUUUUUUUUUUCUCCCAAAUAAAGAGUCGAUUGAAUGUAAACCCAACACAAUUUGUACCUGAAUCACUCUUAAGCGCUGAUAUUGACUGUUGGGAGCAGGGAAUGGAGGCCGAAGGGGAGUGACUGUUAGCUACCUAAUCUGAAUAUCCUCCCUUAGUUGAUUUACAAUUCUGUCCUCAACGCGAGAACUGAAGACGAGUUCAUUUAUUUUAUCCGAUGGGAAAAGAGCUGAACUCAUGGACGUGAAUGGAAAUGUCCCCCAGAGUGCUCAUUGUUCUUUGUCCCUUUUGGCACUCCAGCCAGAGCGCUCCCCCUCCCCUC
Messenger RNA from Hippocampus zosterae (dwarf seahorse), 4670 nucleotides. RefSeq lists its product as uncharacterized. Lineage: Eukaryota; Metazoa; Chordata; Actinopteri; Syngnathiformes; Syngnathidae. Bases 619 to 1275 code for a protein of 218 amino acids. Gene Ontology annotation, molecular function: DNA binding; zinc ion binding. The record is from RefSeq and is a predicted model, not a curated record. The transcript has 6 exons.